Messenger RNA from Mercenaria mercenaria, 2852 nucleotides. RefSeq lists its product as uncharacterized. The record is from RefSeq and is a predicted model, not a curated record. Bases 190 to 2142 code for a protein of 650 amino acids. Lineage: Eukaryota; Metazoa; Mollusca; Bivalvia; Venerida; Veneridae. The transcript is spliced from 14 exons.
GUUUUCUCACGUUAAGGGAUUAGUAUACACGACUGUUUUAUCUAUUUUUUCCAUACGACUUUUGAGUAUAGUUCUGAACAAGUGCAACCUUUAAUUAUUAUUAUUACAAUACAACGAACACAAAGAUGGAUUAUAAAGACAAAAUAUCAUAAAGUCAGUCAGCAAGGACAGGAGCACAUAUGGAGUGCCAUGGCAAGGAAAAGGAAGAAACGUUCCCCUGCUAUGAGCAUUCUAGCUUUUGUUACAGCAUUAGUUAUUGUUACAACAUUUAUAUAUUUACGUGGGAAGAAACACAAAGUUCAGGCAGUAUCUCAAUAUACGAAUACAAGCAUCUACUCAUAUCAAAAUGUUAACUUUCGUGACUCGCGUCGGACAUUGCUUAAGCAUUCCUUUCGAAAGAAAAGACUGGUAGAUGCUAUGUGGACAAUGAAACCUAAAAUACCAGAACGCUGGAAGUAUCCAGAAAACAAACAAAGUUUCGGUGCUAAUAUGCAAAACAAAAAUUCCGGUGAAAUAGUUGAAGACGAAACAAUAGAGGUCGAUUUAACACAGACCACGCCUUCUGACACUGACAGCGAAUUGACACCAUCAUCAUACUCAUCUCAAACCACACCUUCUGUAACAGAUGCCCCGACGACUCCGAUCACUACACAGUCAGAAACGACGCCCAUAUAUACUGAAUCACCAACAUCGCCCAUCACAACUGAAUCAAUAACUACACCCAUUGUCACAGAACCUGGCGAAAGAGAAAUAACAACAGAGUUGGAUCCAGAUAGUGAUCCUAAUGAUACUUUAUGGCUCUUACGUAACAGACGAGGAGUUGGCGCCACGCCCACUUCGCCUGAUCCAUUGACAACAUCGGUACAACCACCUGAGUGCGGAGAGGGUAUGGAUAACGACGAUUACUAUAUUGGACCAAACGGCGACUGUGAAUGUGGAUAUAAUAUGACUGGACCUUCUUGUUCAACGGAGGAUACUGAAGAAAACAUUAAUCAGAAAAAAAUGUCGUCUUUGCAAUAUGAGACACUCGCUGAUGGUGAGUUUACGAACGACCAGAGGGCAGACUUUCAAGCAGAGCUGGAGAAGCAUUACAGCGAUUUAGAAGGCUUUCAGCGCAUUUUUGUGAUGCCAAUGGUGUACGAUCCAGAGACAAAUAAAACAUCAUUGAGUUAUAUAAUAUUUUUUGACACACCAACCGACGCAGAGGACGCCGCAAAGUCAGCAAGUAAAACAUAUGACAUCGUUGGUCAUGUUCUACCGAUAAUGAUUGACAAUCAGCCAGUCACGUUUGGAGAAGAAGAUACAUACCUCAUACGACCGACCAUAAACGACAGCGUGGACCGUAUCCCCCUUGGCUCUCAGACGAAGGAAAAUGUUUGCUACAUAUAUGAACAGCUUCAAGCUUGUGACCACGGGGAAAACAGAGGAAAGUGUGUCAACAGAAAUGGCAUUCCAAUGUGCGAAUGCACUACACAAUAUGUGGGCGAAUUUUGUCAAGAAGUGGUUCAGUAUGCACCAGCAAGCACAGAGGAAGAAAUUUUGCCAGUUUUAUUACCUGCUCUUGCUGCUGUUGCCGCUGCGGUGGCACUGUGCUCUUGCUGUUUCUUCUGUUGUAGGAGGGUCAACAAAGGUGACGACGAAGCGUCGUCGUAUACAGAGACCUUGAUAGAAUCACCGCCACUUAUCCUGCCUCGAUACCAUCCGUUUGCCUUUAAGCAAUUUAUAGCUGGAGCGGAAGCUGAAGAGUAUAAUGCGGUGUACGUAGAUAGACCAGUUAUACAGCCUGUGAUAGUUGAAAGGACGAUUGUAAAAGAACGUCCAGUAAGGCAGGUCGUCCAAGAAGCUGUCGUGCCUGUCGUCCGGGAAGUUGUUGUCCCGGUAGUUCAGAAUGCUGUCGUGCCCGUGGUCCAAGAUGUACACGAUCGGGAAGAUGUUGGACGGCCGUACGUACGGGAAGAUCUCCGACCUUACGUUCUUGAAAAUGGAGGUGCUAUUUGGAACACUUCAUCAAACAGCGAUAGGAGCACAGAGAUUACAAGUCCGUCACUGAUCUUGCCUCGAUUCCACCCUACUCCAUUUAGACAGUUUAUACCUGGUUCGGAGGGAGAUGAAGAGGAGAUCAGGAGUAUGAAGUUUGCUUAACAGUAUAUCAAACACGGAAACUCUUCAGAUUCCGAUGAAAAUAGCUUCAAAAAGAACGCACCGAACAAUAUACAUCGAAAUGUAACCCAACCAGGAAAGAUAACAGCUCUAAUGUUAUUGUCUUCUUCUAACAUGUUUAUUUUGAUCUUUUAUUGGACAUUGUAAAUAAUUUGUUUCGAACACAUAUUCAUCUUGGGAAUUCAGUUAUUUGUUUCUUUAGUUUUGAAUGUGGUCUUUGGAUUUGUAUUUUGUAUGACUUUGGUUGUCUUUUAGUUUAUAACCUGUCUUUAAUUUGGUACGAAUGAUAACAUAGUAGACACUUUCGAACUAUUUCUCCGUGCAAGGAGAAGUAAAGAAGGGACAUAAAACAUAGUAUCCCUGUGAUUGUUUCAGUUCAUUUGUAAUCAACUGUAUGCAUACCAAGAAGAGAAACUGUAUGUUCUGUUUAUCCUUCUUCUUUUAUUAAAGUUUAAGCUCGGUGAUAUGUUCUCUCUUUUAAUUAUCAAUACCUUCUGCUAAAUCUCAUGUACAGUGGAUAGGAAAGGUCGACCGCAAAUAGGUUGCAAAUAUUAAUACUAAUCGUUUUGACGACCUGUCAGUUGAACAUAUCAAUAAAAUUACGUUUGUUUAAUAUUGCAUGAGUAUCUUUAUGCACAAAAUUUAUCUAUUAAACUUGUUACAAUAAAUAAUAAAAUUUAAAUUAAAAAUUC